This is a messenger RNA of Coccomyxa subellipsoidea C-169, 1548 nucleotides long. RefSeq lists its product as hypothetical. Gene Ontology annotation, molecular function: protein-arginine deiminase activity; agmatine deiminase activity. NCBI's taxonomy places the organism in Eukaryota, Viridiplantae, Chlorophyta, Trebouxiophyceae, Coccomyxaceae. Gene Ontology annotation, biological process: putrescine biosynthetic process. The record is from RefSeq and is a predicted model, not a curated record. The transcript is spliced from 9 exons. Bases 181 to 1548 code for a protein of 455 amino acids.
AAGCAGCGCCCCCUAAUCCGGACAAGCACCCUUUAGGAAGGAUACUUUUUACUUUCAGACAGUUUUGAGACUUUCCUCCCAUCUGUUCCCGAUCGCACACCUGGUCUUUCACCGCAGGCACAACGAAGUACCGUCCGGCCUGACAGCAGGACUAGAGACCGAGUCCACGGUGCAGGCAUCAUGCAGUGCCUUUCGGCUCGUCACAGCCUCCUGAGACACAACGCAUCCGCCGAAAGGAGCUGUGCAGCACCGAGGUGUCAGUUCUCGGUGGGGGCUCCAUUGCAACUGCUGCAAAGGAGGCAACAGGCUGCCAGGUAUCACAGAUCAGAACUGCGCGGCGCAAGGGCAUUCACGAGCUUCAGGGUCUUUGCGGCGACAGCCGAUGUGGACACUUCAAAGAGCCCCAAGUCGCAGGGCUUCACCAUGCCAGGCGAGUUUGAGCCGCAUGAGGGCUGCUGGAUGGGGUGGCCGGAGAGUGAUGACUCAAAGUACCUCUGGCGCGACGGCGGCGAGCCUGCUCGCCAGGCAUACGCCAACGUGGCCAAGGCAAUCUCGCAGUUCGAGCCGCUCUACAUGGCCGCCAACCCGGGCGAGGCGGCCGCAAACGCGCGUAAGGUCUUUGCCGAUGCGCCAAACGUGACGGUCAUCGAGGUGCCCGUCAAUGACGGCUGGACUCGCGACUGGGGCCCCUCUUGCGUGGCGCGCGACGUGGACGGCAAGCGGCAGGUGGCGGGCGUGCACUGGGACUACGACUGCUACGGCGCGCCUGGCAAGAUCGCGCAGGGCCGGCCGGCCAUGAUGCCCAACUGGGACAAGGACUUUGAGGCCGGGCGCACGCUGCUCACCAUGAAUGGGCUGCCAGUGUUUGAGGCCCCGCUGCACUUGGAGGGCGGCUCGAUUCACAGCGAUGGGCAGGGAACGCUGGUGGUCACUGAGGAGUGCUUGCUCGACCCCAGCCGCAACCCCCACCUCGACAAGGAAGGCAUCACAAACGUGCUGUGCGAGUACCUGGGCCUGGAGAAGGUAAUCUGGCUGUGGCGGGGAAUGGAGGGUGACACCGAGGUGGUCAACGGCCACGUGGACAACAUGUGCUGCUUCAUCCGCCCGGGCGUUGUGGCCCUUGCCUGGAGCGACAACGAGGACGACCCCCAGCACGAGGUGGGUGUGAGGAAUCUGGAGAUUCUCAACAACUCGACGGACGCCAAGGGGCGCAAGCUGGAGGUGUUCAAGGUGCACUGCCCCCCGCCGCUCUUCCGCACCUACCGCGAAUCCGCCGGCGUCGACCCGGAACACAUCAGCAAGGGGUACUGCCCGCGGCUGCCAGGCGUGCGCAUGCCGGCGACGUACAUCAACCACUACUGCGCCAAUGGCGGCGUGGUCGUCCCACAGUUCGGCGGCGCCGCGGCCGAGAUGGAUGCGCGCGCGAUCGAGACGCUGCAGGAGGCCUACGGGCCGGACUACAAGGUGGUCGGCGUCAAGUCCCGCGAAGUUCUGCUCAACGCCGGCAACAUCCACUGCAUCACCCAGCAGUGGGUCAAGGCCGGCUGA